AGCGCCCAAAAUCGCGAGAGCUUCACACAUGCGCAUUGUAAAGUUCGAAAGACCGAAGUUAAGGAAGUAUCGCGGGAUUUAAUUUUAAUGUAAUCUUUUGCUACCGGUUACCGGAGAGCUUCGGCUUCAGUAAGGCUGCAGGCGCCCUUCCAGACCCACCCUUCUUAGGGUGCAGAGGAAAACAUGUCAUCCAAUCAAUCUUACGUCUUCUACAGACAAGAGCUUAACAAAACUUUGUGGGAGGUGCCUGAUAGGUACCAAAACCUGACACCAGUGGGUUCUGGGGCCUACGGUUCCGUGUGUUCAGCAUUUGACACUAGGACAGAAUUGCGUGUUGCUGUGAAAAAGCUCUCUCGGCCCUUUCAGUCCAUAAUUCAUGCCAAGCGAACAUACAGAGAACUCCGUCUGCUUAAGCAUAUGAAGCAUGAGAAUGUCAUUGGACUCCUAGAUGUAUUCACACCUGCAAAAUCAUUCGAAGAGUUCAAUGAUGUAUAUCUUGUAACACAUCUAAUGGGAGCUGAUCUUAAUAAUAUUGUUAAGUGUCAGAAGCUUACAGAUGACCACGUACAGUUUCUUAUCUAUCAAAUCUUGCGUGGUUUAAAGUAUAUUCAUUCAGCAGGCAUUAUCCACAGAGACCUAAAACCUAGUAAUCUUGCAGUGAAUGAAGACUGUGAGUUAAAGAUUCUUGACUUUGGUUUGGCUCGUCAUACAGAUGAGGAAAUGACUGGGUAUGUUGCUACUCGGUGGUACAGAGCACCAGAAAUCAUGCUGAAUUGGAUGCAUUACAAUCAGACAGUGGACAUUUGGUCAGUGGGCUGUAUAAUGGCAGAGCUUCUCACAGGAAGGACCUUGUUUCCAGGCACAGACCAUAUUAACCAGCUGCAGCAGAUCAUGCGACUGACGGGGACUCCUCCCUCCUAUCUCAUUAACAGGAUGCCCAGCCAUGAGGCUCGUAACUACAUCCAGUCCUUGCCAUAUAUGCCUAAGAUGAAUUUUGAAGAUGUUUUUCUAGGCGCCAAUCCACAAGCUGUAGACUUACUAGAGAAAAUGUUGGUUUUGGAUACAGACAAGCGAAUAACAGCAGCAGAGGCACUAGCACACCCUUAUUUUGCUCAGUACCAUGAUCCUGAUGAUGAACCGAUAGCCGAGCCAUAUGAUCAGAGUUUUGAGAGUCGUGAGUUGGACAUUGAAGAGUGGAAACGUCUAACUUAUGAGGAAGUGAUCUGUUUUGUGCCUCCUCCCUUGGAUUCUGAAGAGAUGGAAUCUUGAAGAAGCUGUUUCUUAGACACUGUUUUUAGUGUUCUCAGUCACUGUGAAGGCAAGGGGUCCUUAAGCCCCUGCCAUCAUGCAAAGUGCCUAUCUGACUGUGGGGGGAAUUCCACACCUCUGUCUCUUGCUUUCAUACAUAAAUAUUUUAAUAAAUUCCUUAUGCUGGGUGAAUUAUUUAAAUACAAUAUAUGUGUAACUCUUGUUGCAUACACUCCCCAACUUUCUCAGUUUUUCACAUUUUACAGAAUCCUCUAUCUCCCCUAUUGCAGAACUUUUGUUCUGCACCAAUGCUGAUCAUACUGACCCUAGAUCAUAAACUUUGUUUGCAAUUUAUCUUAAACUGUAUACUGUUUCAGCAUCUUAAUCAGUAUUGUAUUAAUAGUGGAAAAGAGGGCUGACAUCACAGUUCAGACAUUCUUGAGGAUAUUGCCCUUGUGAUUAUUACCUUUUAUCCUUCUGGUUAUUUUCCUGUGUGUGUGUGUGUCUAUAUAUAGAGAGAGAGAGAGAGAGAGAGAGAGAGAGAGAGAGAGAGAGAUAUAGAGAGAGAGAUAUAGAGAGAGAGAGAGAGAGAUAUAGAGAGAGAGAGAGAGAGAUAUAGAGAGAGAGAGAGAGAGAUAGAGAGAGAGAUAUAGAGAGAGAGAGAGAGAUAUAGAGAGAGAGAGAGAGAUAUAGAGAGAGAGAGAGAGAGAGAUAUAGAGAGAGAGAGAGAGAUAUGUAUGUGUGUGUGUGUAUGUAUGUAUGUAUAUAUAUAUAUAUAUAUAUAUAUAUGUGUGUAUAUGUGUGUGUGAGCUAAUGUCCGAAUAGGGAUUUAAAAGGCUUUUAUAUAAGAGGACUUUCUAUGGUUUGCUCCCUCUUUACAUGGUGUGAAAAAGAGGAUUCAUAUCUCUAGGUGUAUAUUGAGCAAAAUGUGAAAUCUACAUUCAGCAUACUAAAAUAUUUUAUAUGGUCACCGCCGAGUAUUGGUGUUGUAUUUUAUAUAUAUAUAUAUAUAUAUAUAUAUAUAUAUAUAUAUAUAUAUAUAUAUAUAUAUAUAUAAUAUAUUGGUUCUAGUUAUAUAGUAUUAUAAACUGAUAGCAAAAAUACUUCAGAAUGUUUAUUUUUUCAUACUUUGUACAAAGAUUCACAUUAUCCCUUAUUGUCAUUUGCCACACUCAACCUCCUGCUUCCCUUAACCCACUGGAUGACUAAUGCUGGGCCCCCCUCUGUUCAUAACAAUGAUUAAGAAGUUUACAAUUUAUUUCACUGUUGCACUGCUCAUCAAAAAGCCAUUCCUGAAUAGGAGCUGCACAAUAGUGUUACAGGGGUAGAUUUGUGCAUAUUUAAUAUUAAUGCACGGUCUCCUCUGUGAAAGAUUCACUGAUAACAAAGCACUGGUCAGAUACAUCCAUUAUUUUUAAAAAUAUAUACUCUAAUCCACUUUGAUGCUCUGCAUGUAUUACAUUUUAACAGUAUGUAUGGGACUAAUUUCUGAAAUAAAUUGUACAUGUUGCAUUUAAAAUCUCUAUAAAACCAAGAAGUUUCA
Messenger RNA from Xenopus tropicalis (tropical clawed frog), 2791 nucleotides. RefSeq names its product mitogen-activated protein kinase 14 (gene mapk14). Gene Ontology annotation, biological process: p38MAPK cascade. Gene Ontology annotation, molecular function: nucleotide binding; ATP binding; MAP kinase activity. The record is from RefSeq and is a predicted model, not a curated record. The coding region runs from base 184 to 1269 and encodes 361 amino acids. The transcript has 12 exons. NCBI's taxonomy places the organism in Eukaryota, Metazoa, Chordata, Amphibia, Anura, Pipidae.